Molecule: messenger RNA, 269 nt
Organism: Staurois parvus
Lineage: Eukaryota; Metazoa; Chordata; Amphibia; Anura; Ranidae
Source: the annotation of a GenBank genome assembly
GGCAUCUUUAGUGUGGGCACCUGGCUGUGACAGCUUGCGGCUUCACACCUGGGUGCCCACUGUGCAUGCGCGAGAAGCACUGCACUUUGUGAAUGGCCCCUAGUCUUCUGGGACAUGUCACAUGUCCAAGAAGACUACCGGAUCAUUCACAAAGCGCAGCACAUGCGCAGUGGGCACCCGGCUGUCACAGAAGCCAGCGCGGGAAGACUGUGCAGCGCUGGAGCGAGGAACAGGUAAGGCCCUGCAGGAGACAACAGCUGAGCGGCCGG